Messenger RNA from Aegilops tauschii subsp. strangulata, 861 nucleotides. The record is from RefSeq and is a predicted model, not a curated record. Lineage: Eukaryota; Viridiplantae; Streptophyta; Magnoliopsida; Poales; Poaceae.
CCGCGCGUGUGCUCGACCGAUCCACCGCGAUGUCUAGCUCCGGCAUCAACGCCAUACCCGCAGCCAACCACGAGGAGCAGAGCCUGGCGGCGCCCGCCCCGCCCCCUACGGCCGCCGUCGCCGAGGUGAAAGGGAAGGUGCUUGCGCAACAGGCGCCUGCGCCGGUGGUUUGCAAGCGCAAGUCCGGCAGAGACCCGCAGAAAAGCCCGCCCCCAGCGGCCACCAGAGAGGAGCUGGAAUCCCGGGAGUCCCGGGAAGGCCCCUUGAAGGUCCUUGCGCUCCCGGUGCCAGGGGCCCCGCGUACUCACGCUGUCUCCGGCGACAAGAUGAUGAGAUGCGCUCGCGCCCGCACCCUGCAUGCAAAUGUUGUCUCCAACGACAAGAUGGUGAGCCGCGCUCGCGGCCCCACCCUUCAUGCAAACCCUGUCUCCGAUGACAAGAUGAUGGACGGGAAAAUGAGAUGGCGCCGGUCCAGGGGGUGCCGCCCAUGCGGGGAAGCAUCGCGGCUUCAAGCUCGGUUGGUGGGGUUGUGAGUGAAAAUGCGGGGAGCUUGCCAGCAGGGAAAAUGGCACCUAGAGGGGCUCAUGUCUCCAUGAUGAACAACCACAACUUUGAUUUGAAUGAGCUACCGACUGAACAUGAGCAGCUCCAGCAGGAGCAGCCGCCCAAAGAGCAGGAUUAGCCGCCUGUGGCACAACAUGAGCUUUAAUAUUCACAAUGGCUGGAGCCUGCUCAAAUCCGCAUCUAUGAGCAAAAUAACUCUUCGCCAGAAGCAUAGCCCUGUUGGAAAUUAUCAAAAAUAUCUCUAUCCCGAGGAUAAUGGGAAGGCUUGUAUGGAACUUUUGAAUUUCUCUCUUCCUA